GCGCGGAGUCCGCCAAACGGAUCGGAGCCGCUGUGUCGUCGUCUUGACGAACGAUUUUAAAUACACGCGUACAGAGAUCUCGAGACGCAACCACCCCCGGACUCGAAGCGUGUCACAUGCGUAACGUAAACGGCACGAUGCAGGCAUUUGCCGUAAUUGGUUGAAUAUCUCUCGGUGGCGAAGGAUACGGGGAACGUGAUGUAAGGAAUGAAAAAAAAAAAACAAAUAAAAAUAAAAUAAAAAUACAACCGGAUUAAUCGCGUUGGAAAGAAUAUUUUGUAGAAACUGUUGUUGGAAAGAAGAUCGCGCCUCGACUGCCUCCGCGUGAAGAUUAAUCUAACGAAUUUUCGUCUUAUAAUAAUAAUAAUAUUGAUAACAAGUAAGAAAUAAGAAACGAUAAUUCGGCAAGAAAUUUCUAACUUUCGAUCUUCAAGUUCGUUGUAGAAUUGUACUUUUUAUUAACUUUUGCUUCAUCGAUGUACAUACCUGAACAACAAUCGUAAGAGUGCGCCGUGAUAAAUAAUAUACAAGCAUCGGAGGUCUUGGAUAUAACAGUUUUGUUGGUAGUUUUGCUCGGCGAGUGCUCUCGAGAGACACGAAGUGGGAAGUAGACAAUUUUGGAAAGUUUAUUCAUCAAGGGCAGUGAGGGUGGUGGUGGAGGAGGAGGAGGAGGAGGAGGAGGAGAAACGGAGGAGCGUGCAGUGUUUAAAAUACAGCCAAACUGACGGAUCCGAGCGCAGCGUUCAGUCCAGCCAUGUCUCUGGAGGAAUCCCGGCGCUCCCAGCGUCCCUAUCGCUACGGGAUGGUCCUGCUGUGCGUCGGGGCUCUGAUCAACUGGUUGGGUCUAGCCGAGAACUACGUGGAGCCGGUCAGAUAUAUCGGAGUGGCCUGUAUCGUCGCCGGAGCUCUCCUUAUAUGCGCAGCAAUGUGUUGCUGGCUUCACGCCCCUCCAACUACGAGGCCGCACGUGUCAACGAUGCACUCGAAUCAUCCCAUAACUGCCCAGAUCGACGAUCCAAUUCACGUUAUAUCGAUCGAUGAACCCGCGGGUGGAUCCAGGCAGAAGCCUCCGGAUUACGAGGCGGUUGCCGACGCGCCGCCGAGCUACGACGAUGCGAUUAAACUGAAUCCUGGACAGUUCGUCAGGUCGAGUGAUGCGGGAUUCACCGGUUCGCCGGAAGUCGGAAGAUCGUCAUCCGGCGAACUUUCGGUAACUGAAGUUGCACCAACGCCGCCUCCGCCAUACGCGAGGUGAAUAACUGCACGGAGGGAAGAUUAACGCGACUACGCCGCAGAACCGAGAGAAGAAAAACGAAACAGAGUUUAGCAAAAGUAAAUUAAUAAGUAAACUAGGGACCAUACAACGGGACCAAACCGCGUGAGAUGAAGAACAGAGGCUUCCAUCGUUUCUUACUCUUUGAAGAAAUAGGGGAGCGUAAUCAACUCUGAAAAUCCUCGGCCCUUAAGGCUGGCCGACGACGAGCUGACGCCGCGAAGCUUUCUUGAUACUUAAAAACAUAACAACAAUAAUGAAGAAAAAUAAAAAAAUGUCUCGCCGCGUGCACCUAUAUACAUUCUUUUGAUGUGUAUGUGUAAUAGACGUUGGAUAGCGUAAAAGCACAAUAUAUUACGUUGCACGUGCCAUGCCGCAUUUAUAAAACAUGCAUGCAUGUGUGAUGCACGAUUUGAAAAUAAUUUUUUUUUUAUUUAAAACAAAAAAAAAAAAAAAAGAAAGAAAAAGAGAAAAGAAAAAAAAAUCGAGAGAAUCGCCGACCGCAUUACAUACCAGCUAAUCUAUACGUACACGUACCCUUGCGCCACAUCUGUAAAUAAUCGUCGAGGCAAUGAAGACUUAACGAGGGAAAGAAGGCGAAGAUGAAGAAGAAGAAGAAGAAGAAGAAGAAGAAGAAAAGUAAGGAGAUUAGACAUGGUGAAAAAGAAAUUAAUGACAGACAAGGACGAAGAGGACGUAAGAAAAAAAGUUUAUCGGAUAUCCGAAGGAGAAAAUCUGGCUGUCGAAAAAUCAAGAGAAAGAAGCGCAUGUUUACUGAAUUCUCAUGUUACAACAAACUUAUUCGAGACAACGAGAUUCAUUUUCAUCUCUUUCUCCAUACACUAUAAUCCUGUGUCGACACAGAAGCACCAAGAAUUGCUACCUACAUUAUAGUUAUGAUAAGGACGAUAUCAAUGCUGCUACAACUAUUGUAUUAACGAUAAUAAUGAUAAUAACAACACCAACAA
Messenger RNA from Neodiprion fabricii, 2241 nucleotides. RefSeq lists its product as uncharacterized. Bases 755 to 1255 code for a protein of 166 amino acids. The record is from RefSeq and is a predicted model, not a curated record. Lineage: Eukaryota; Metazoa; Arthropoda; Insecta; Hymenoptera; Diprionidae. The transcript is spliced from 4 exons.